AUGGGCGGGAAUAAGGAAACCAGCCUCCAGAUCGCGGCUGAUCAACAGUCUGGAGGCACACAGCUGGAAAUCGAUACCGCUGUUGAAAGAUCUUAUGUUCGUAAGAUGGACAGGAUGCUUCUUCCAUUCAUGAGCAUAAUGUAUUUCUUCAAUGCUGUCGAUCGGAGUAACCUCGGCAAUGCAGAGACUGAUGGAAUGAGUAAAGACUUGGGGUUCGUUGGCGAACAGUACUCACUGCUUAUUCUCCUCUUCUAUGUCCCGAAUGGUCUCUGUGAUCUGCCCCUGAACUUGUUGACGAAGCGCUUUUCGGGCCGAGUCAUGCUCCCAACACUUAUGGUGGGCUGGGGCGCAAUGGCCUUGGUACAAGCAGCAUGCAAGAACUUUGGUGGAAUGUUGGCUAUUCGACUUCUCUUGGGUGCAUUCGAGGCCGGAUUCUUCGCCGGUGCUAUUUUCUAUCUAACGCUAUUCUAUACGCGUGGCGAACUCGGCUUUCGAAUUGCAAUCUUCUUUGGCAGCGCUCUCCUGGCCAGUGCCUUCUCAGGACUCAUAUCCUUUGGAGUAUUUCAAAUCCACCACCCCAAGAUCACCGGAUGGAUGUGGUUGUUUCUUAUUGAAGGUGCCAUGACGGUUGUUUUUGGAAUCGUUGCCUACUGGUGGCUCCCAGCCACUCCACAGACAGCCUGGUUUCUAAACAAAGAACAGCGGGAAGUUGCCACUCUUCGAGCACUGCGAGACGGCUCCAGAGCUGUUGGCGAGAAGUUUAGCUUCCGAGAGUGCUUCCAAAACUGGUGGAACCUGAAAUUCCUAGUAUGGUGCAUCAUCAGCUUGACUUACCCCGUCGCCUUUGCUACGACUGCAAACUUUCUCCCUCUUGUAUUGAGACGUCUUGGUUACAGCGUUGUCGUCACGAAUAUAUUGACCGUUCCGCCCAAUGUGGUUGGCUUCUUGGUGUUGCUUGCUGUUACCUACAGCUCAGACCGAAAUCGCGAGCGGACAUACCAUAUUAUCGGAAGUUUGACUCUCAGCUUGAUUGGCCUCUUGAUUCUUGCAUUCGUUGACGCCGUCAAGAACGUCGGCGUUGCCUACUUUGCUUGCUUCAUGCUGGCUUCUGGUGCCUAUAUUCCCAGUUGCCUCGUCCACUCGUGGCACAAUAACAACAAUCCCAGUGAAAACUCGCGAGCAGCUACCACUGGAUUGCUGGUCGGCUUGGGAAAUAUAGGAGGUAUCUUGUCGGCCGGAACGUUCCGAACCACAUAUGCUCCUCAAUAUGCGCCGACCCUGAUUGCUACAGCCGCGUGCAAUGGCACCUGCAUUUUCUUCACGCUGGGUUUGGGAUUAUGGAUGCGACGAGAGAAUCGUCGACGCAACCGGGAACAAGGCGUUGAGCUACGUGCAGAAGACGUUGACACAAGUGAGAUCACUGAGGGAGAGAAUGAUGUCCGUUUCAGAUACUUCAUCUAG
Clonostachys byssicola is the source of this 1461-nucleotide messenger RNA. NCBI's taxonomy places the organism in Eukaryota, Fungi, Ascomycota, Sordariomycetes, Hypocreales, Bionectriaceae. The record is from the annotation of a GenBank genome assembly.